GAGAUCUCUAUAUUUAGUGAUUAUGUUUCUUGCCUGACAAGUCUCUAUCUGCUGCUGGAGUUUCCUCUUCUGCACCUCGUCGAUUCAAUCAAUCGCUUGACGUCUUCACAGAUGAUGACCACACUUGCCUAAAGAUCAUAGAGAAGAAUCUUUGAUACUGUUUCUACAUGGAGGUUGGGUUGCGGUUGCUUCUUAGUCCACUUGGUUCUAACAUUGUUGUUCGAACAGCAUGCUGUUCUGUAGGUGUUGUUUUACCUGUUUAUUCUACAUUUAGUGCAAUUGAACGAAGGGAUCAAGAGGAGCAAAAAAAAUGGCUCAUGUACUGGGCAGCUUAUGGAUCUUUUAGUAUGGUAGAAUUGUUCACGGAUAAGCUUCUUCACUGGUUUCCACUAUACUAUUAUACCAAGUUUGCAUUUCUUGUUUGGCUUCAACUUCCAUCUAUUAAUGGUGCAAAGCAAGUGUAUAUGAAUCAUCUUCGGCCUUUCCUAUUGGAGCAUCAGGCUAGGCUUGACCAAAUUGUUGGAUUUUUAUAUGGGGAAAUGUCUAGGUUGGUCAGUCAAUAUCAGGAGGAAUUCGUGUUUGUGAAGACAAUUCUAAUGAAGAUUUUAGCGCCUGGUAAAGAUAACACUCGCCCAGAACAAAGGCAAGCAAGUGCUGCAAUUGAAGGAGCAAAUAGAGAGGACGAAUCAGAAUCCGAGGAUGAUGAAUGAUUGAUUAAGGAGUUGUCAAUCAAACUUAGCCAAGUAGUUAAAUUUUUUUACAGCCAACUGAAUGGAUAGAUGAGGUGAAAAAUAAUUCAGUACAAAGUGCAGAGAUCCUGAUGAAUUAUUAUUCUAAUGUUCUACCCAGCCACAUGUCUUUAUACUAGUUAGUUUAUUUUGCCAAGUGAAAUUAGGUAGGUAUAGUUUCCAUGUAAAAUUUCCCUUUACUUUACUACGAUAAAACAAUCAAUAUAAAUAUAAAUAUUUGAUUUUGGAAGUGGCAA
This is a messenger RNA of Ipomoea triloba (trilobed morning glory), 985 nucleotides long. Its product is annotated as HVA22-like protein k. The coding region runs from base 168 to 710 and encodes 180 amino acids. The transcript has 9 exons. Lineage: Eukaryota; Viridiplantae; Streptophyta; Magnoliopsida; Solanales; Convolvulaceae. The record is from RefSeq and is a predicted model, not a curated record.